AUGGCUGUCAUUAGCUGUCUCAAAUCGGUCAUUCUUCCGAGGUUAGAUAUAUCAAGAUUGCUUCGGAUUUGCUGCGUUUUUGGAGUUUCAGUACAAACAGUCUAUAUGUUUGUACUAAUUGUGAGAGAAGCGUUAAAAUCUUCUUCCGAAAAGACAAAUAGUCGUCAAUCUGCAGCUCAAGUUUUGUUCUUUCCGGACAAAGUUUUCGCAUGCCAACAGUUUCUAUUCAACGGAGGCUGUAGUAGGAAAAACUGUCAGUUUUCUCACGAAGAGUCCUCAUUAAGUAAGCUUGUGAGAGUUUUAUCUGAAGCUAAACAAAGCUUGGACGUUUGUGUUUUUACAAUUAACUGUCGCGAGCUUGCAGAUGCGGUCAUUCGACAACACAAGAACGGUGUCGUUGUCCGAGUGCUGACAGAUGAUGAACAGAUGGGUUCGACUGGUUCUCAGAUUGAGAAGUUUCGACGCGAAGGAAUCCAAGUUCGCCACGAUCUUUCUUCGUUCUUCAUGCAUCACAAAUUUGCCAUCAUUGAUCGAAAAACACUUGUUAAUGGAUCCUUUAACUGGACAAGGCAAGCGGUGACUGGAAAUAGAGAGAACGUAGUUAUUUCAAGUGAAGAAUUCGUUGUCACAUCGUUUGCAGAGGAAUUUGAAAAACUAUGGGAAGAGUACGAUCCUUCUAAAAGAUUUGGGGUCUCGUGA
This is a messenger RNA of Pocillopora meandrina, 699 nucleotides long. NCBI's taxonomy places the organism in Eukaryota, Metazoa, Cnidaria, Anthozoa, Scleractinia, Pocilloporidae. The record is from the annotation of a GenBank genome assembly.